This is a messenger RNA of Tetranychus urticae (two-spotted spider mite), 2125 nucleotides long. RefSeq lists its product as uncharacterized. Gene Ontology annotation, molecular function: protein binding. Lineage: Eukaryota; Metazoa; Arthropoda; Arachnida; Trombidiformes; Tetranychidae. The record is from RefSeq and is a predicted model, not a curated record.
AGAUUUUAAAAUCAACAUUAAAAAAUACAUCAGGAAAAAUUAGUCACGAAGUGUUCUGAAAAUAGGCAACUUUUAACAUCCUCCUUAUGAAUACUACUAGCACCACAAAUGUUAUUAUUCGGCAAAAAUCUUAUUUUAUUUAUUGUAGUUUCUUUUUUACUCUUCGCUUAGUAAGGAACCAUCGUUACCUCUAGUUUUGCCAAUUGUAAAUUGAGUUUCCAUUAAUGUUGUAUACGUAAAAAUUUCAACUAACAAUAUUGAUUGUGAAUCGUUUAAUAUGGUUGUGAUUAAGUCAAUUAAAGAGGACAGUUCAAAAAUUCUAUCUCUAGCUUACAAGGAUAGAGAAAAUGGCGAUUUAGUUAUUAUCAACAAAGGUAAAAGAUAUAAAGUUCAUAAAACUAUUUUUCACUACGCCAUACCUCAUUUUGCUAAGAUGUUUGCGUCUGGAAUGAAGGAAGCUACCAGUAAAGAGGUAAUACUUGACCAUCCGAUUGAAUCAUUUGAGAUUAUCAUUGAUUGGGCCUAUUGUCAACCGAUAGAGAUUACCGAUGAAAAUGUUCGCGAAUUAUACCAUCUAGCUGACUACUUUAAUAUACCUGAUUUGGCCCUUGAAUGUUUAAUGAUUUUAUUAGACUGUUUUUCUGAUCAACCGAUGCUCGAGAUAGAUUAUUGGAGGACCCAGGUCGGUGUAAUUGACAUUGGUAAAAUUAUUGACAGGUACAUUUGUUUAAAUUUUCGUAAGAUUAUAUCAACUUCAAAGUUCCUCACUUAUGAUGUUGAUACAGUUGACUACAUAGUAAGUUGCAAUAAAUUGGAUAUUGACAAGGAAAUUGAAGUGUUUGAUGCUAUUAUGAUGUGGAUUUACGGGAAUAUCGAGAAAAACCUUGUCCAUCUACCCAGGUUGCUCACCAAACUACACUGGUACUCUAUCACCCAUACAGAAUUUAUAGACAAAAUUGCCUCUAAUUCAUGUAUCAAAGGGAAUAAAGAUUGUCAUGCUAUCAUCAUGUCUGCCUUUGGAUUGAUUCACCUUGGUUCAUCUGAUUCGGCUAUAUCGCAAAAUUUAAAACUCGAACCUCGUGACUUUCACGGUAGCCCUACACGUUUAUUUUUCUUGACAGAUGUAUCUGAGUCCAAAAAGAAAGUCGAAUGGUUAGAUGACUUUGGAGGUGUACAAGAAAUCUGUAUACUCGACUAUGACCCUACACUGGUUGCUCGAAGGCUGCAACAUGCCCACAUUUCUGAGCAUUGUUUUUCUGAUUAUAUCGUUCAAAUAGACUGGAAACGCCGCCGGUGGAACCAUUUUAAAAAUGAUGAACUGAUAAUUACUAAAUUGUUUGAGCAUGUAAUUACAUUUGAAAAAAUUCCAGAAGGCAAAGUUUGUUUGAAAAAAGGACCACGAACUAUUGAGCUCGCGCCCGUUGCAUUGAUUGAACACAUUGAUCAUGAUGGGCUUGAAAUAAGAUCGGUUACUCAAUAUAAAAGUUGGUUUUACACAAUCGCAAAAUCUUUUUGGUCAAAACAUAAAAUAGUUGUAGAGGAAUUUCACCCCAUGGAAAAUAUUUGGAAAUUAGUAUCAAAUGAUAUUUCUGCCGAAUACCAACAUUACGAAGAGCAUGGACGUAACAAGAACAAACAUUUAGCUUUCGGCGACUAUCUAAUUCUGUUUCUGGAUGAUUCUUGUUCCAUUUAUGAUAUUAAUUCCAAGGAGUGGAGUCAUCAACAAAAUCCGAUACGUGGUUCAACGUCGAAUACGGUAUUUUGUGUUCAUCAAUCAAAAUUACUAGCAUAUGACUUUUGUCAACACAUUCUACGUGAAUUUACAAUCGCUUCUGGUGAGCUUGUCAGUUUAAGUGAAAGAAAGAUCAAAGACGGUCCAAAAUCUUCGGAAAUAUUUUCAGCAUCACGUGAAUUUUUGAAGUACUCGCAUGAAACAUGAUAAGUUAAAUCGAUCUGAAAUAUUGAAAAUAAUCUCAAAAACAUUGCAGAAAUUGAAAAAUACACAGGCUUUGAAGGCAUUUUUUCAUAUAAUUGUAAUGUGAAUAAUGUACUCGUUAAAUAAAUUGUUGUGGUGCUCAAUUCAAAUCAUUUCAAAAAUUCAUUAGUUUAUACUGUCAACUAAUCU